AUGGCGUCCCGAACCACAUCCAGCACCAUGACCGAAGUCAUUCUACAAAGGGUGCGAACAAAAUACCACUGGCAACCCCUCCCAUUAAACUUCUGGAUCCUGAUCAUGUUGAUUGGAUCUUCGACGAUACUAGGGAUAUUCUCGUACUUUGUUACGGUGCAGAAUCAAUUACUUGUUGGAAUACCAUGGUACCUACCCUUUUCCCACCCCCUCCACAUACCAUAUCCCAUAUCCCCCCUUCACUCUCCCCUCAUCCCUCCUCCCCCUCUGACUCUAAAACAGGUACUUUCCCUACUGGAUCACCGUCUCCGCCCUCUCGGUCCUUUUCAUCCUCCUCAUGCUCUACCUCAUCUCCCAACGACAACUCCUGCCCGGCAUCGUCAUCAUGGGCUCCUUCAUCCUCUUCGUUUUAUGGCUCGUGGGAUUAAUCGUGAUUAGUAUACAACUUUGGGGCCCUGUGGGUAGCGUGAAUGGGAAUUGUGAGUUGUAUGUUGAGAGUGCCAAGGGGAGUAGUCGGGGUGCGAAUGAGAAUGCGUUGGCGUGGUUGGAGCAGAGUAGUAUUUGUAAGUUUUUCCAUCUACCUAUUUAUCUUCUUCAUUUUCUCCUUUGCUUUGUUUGUUGGGGGCACUGGGGGUCAGACUAGUGAUUAAGGAAGGGCUUUGGGUGUUAGGAUAUUCAUGCUCAUUCGUUUCGGUCUUACAGGUCAGAGUUGGAAAGCAGCUUGGGCGUUCCAGCUUGUGGGGUGUAUUUUCCUACUCUGGAUGAUGAUCAUGGCUUAUCAGGUCUAUCGGGAAGAUUAAUCUUUUAUCUUUGCACUUUUUUCCUCUUUUUCCUUUCUACUUUUUGGUUUUUUUUAUCUUGGCAGAUUUCUUGAUUUCAACUUUUAUUUGUAUUUUUUACUUGUGAAGGGUGGUAUGGAAUGGGAUGGGAUGGGAUGGGCAUACGCAUACUCAUACGCAUACGCAUACUCAUAGUUAUGAUGUAUAUGAAGGACAUGAUGGUAUCUUGAUGCGUAGGGAUGAUAUGGCAUGGGAUGGAUGGGGAUUAGAAUGUAUAUACAUGUCGUGAUUUUUGAGAGGUUGGCUAGGUUGGUAGGUUGGUAGGUAGGUAGAAAUGGAGAUGAGAUGAGAUGAGAUGGUAUGGUAUUAUAAGAUAAUCUAUCCGUUUCUUAGAUCUGGAUCUUGGGUUUUGGAUUUUGGGAGAAAGAGAG
Molecule: messenger RNA, 1210 nt
Organism: Hymenoscyphus albidus
Lineage: Eukaryota; Fungi; Ascomycota; Leotiomycetes; Helotiales; Helotiaceae
Source: the annotation of a GenBank genome assembly